Molecule: messenger RNA, 2442 nt
Organism: Lachnellula hyalina
Lineage: Eukaryota; Fungi; Ascomycota; Leotiomycetes; Helotiales; Lachnaceae
Gene: pi038
Product: Deoxyribonuclease Tat-D
Exons: 4
Coding region: 1-2442 (813 amino acids)
Biological process (GO): chromosome segregation; CENP-A containing chromatin assembly
Cellular component (GO): cytosol
Molecular function (GO): 3'-5'-DNA exonuclease activity
Source: RefSeq, a predicted model, not a curated record
AUGUCUGGUCUUUCGGUCCCUACGACAUCCGCUCUCCCCUCCUCAGAAUUGAUCUCCUCAUCUCACCCCGCAGUCGUCAAAACACUCAACAGACUGUCACGACCGUCCCUGCUCUCCCUCGCUCUCGAUUGGCUCGAUGAAAGGAACCAGGAAAAUACUGCACCAUAUUUAGCGGAGAAAGGGAACGAGGACGAUGACGAACAAGAUCUCUAUCCGCCUGCAUUAUCUCUCGCAGAAUUACGUGAGAUAUACACGGAUAUCCAGGCACGGAAGGGGAGCAAGCGCGAUGCAUUAGACAGGAUCAUAGAAGGGGAUUGGAGGAAUGGGAUUACUCUAUACCAAUUAGCAAUGGCCGACAUGCAAUACCUCUACGACCAUCCCUUGUCCCAAAAAUGGACCGCUCUUAAAGUUGUACGCCUCGCAUCUGAAGGAGAAGAAAUCUCAAAAUCGAAAUCGAUACCACGCUUCCACCCCGCGACAUUCCUCCGAAACCUACAGAGAGAAGUUUUACCAGACGUUAAGGCACAUUACAACCUCGAUCGUCACCCAACACUCCCUCUCUUGCUCCUCCGCAUCUUCAUAGUCGAAAGCCCAUACAAUACCCCCCUCGCCCUCUCUUCAAAACAAGCCACAACCUUUGACGCAAGCAAGACGUUCUACGUAGCUUUCCCAGAUGACUCGCCAUAUGUCUACGUCUCACUUAACACCGCGGCUGGGCAACCCGUGUCGAGGUCAGAGAAUAAGAGUCUGCGACGCUUAACUUUGGAAGGGAUUCCUAAGGCUUUCUCACGCCCAAGAGAAAGGUAUAAACUUGAGUCUACGAGUCUUUCGGCAAAGAAUCUGGAUGCGCUGGUUGAGCUCAGGGGUGGGGGACGGACGAAUGCUGCGGGAGGAGGUUGGAGUGUGUAUACGGAGGAGAAAAGAAAUGGGGGAGAUAAUCCGUUAGAGAUUCAACUUCCUAAGCCGGAAUCGGAUAUUGAUGAAUUGCAAGAAGAUAUGCCAAAAGGACUUAAAAGACGGAGGAAAUAUGAUGAUAGGGUGGUCAAGAGAAGAAAGAUGGUUGCGAAAGGUAGGUUUGGAAAUACUGCAUUGCCAGAUGAUGGGAAAGGGAUAGAGAGGCUCGAUAUUCGGAUUGAUGACCUAUUCCCUGCUGGGAAUGCCGAACCGGUUAAGGAUGAUUAUGCGUUGGCUGAUGAGCUUGAUCUUGGAGUCACCAAAAAGAAACAGAGUGGACGACGGAGUACCAUUACGUUUGAGUUGGACAAGCAUGAUAAUGAUGAAGAGGAUAGCAGAGAGGAAUGGAGACCAGAUAUGCGACUGACGUUCAUCGGCCAACAUGUAUUUGCUGGAAUUAGGCAGUUGGUUGAAGCUGGUGUAGUUGAUGGAGAAAAGAUGCCUGGGUGGAUGGCGGGCGAAGAGGGUCUCCCGCGCAUCUUCAACACUCUCCUCCACUGUCCUCCCACAUUCCGCACCUUCACCAUGGCCUCCGCGACCGCAAUCCCCACUCCGGUGCAAUCCUCUCACAAGCCCCGCUACAUAGAUAUAGGCAUCAACCUCACUGAUCCCGUCUACACCGGCCUCUACCAUGGCACACAACGACACCCCCCCGACCUACCAGCCGUCGUAUCGCGCGCGCUAGACGCAGGCUGCAAGAAGUUGAUCGUGACGGGCUCUGAUGUCGCCGAGUCGAGGAAGGCUAUCCAGUUAUCCAAAGACCAUCCUGGAGUAAUCUACAACACCGUAGGCGUACACCCCUGCUCCUGCCAACAAUUCACGCCCGCGCCCUCCGCAAUGCUCCAUCAAUUAAAGACUCUCGCCCUCCAAGCGAAGCACGAAGGUCAAUGCGUAGCAUUCGGUGAAAUAGGCCUCGAUUAUGACCGCCUCCCCCUCUGUCCCAAAGACAUCCAACUCGAGUAUUUCGCCGCGCAGCUCGACAUAGCCUGCGACCUUGACCUCCCCCUCUUCCUACACAGCAGAGCCGCACACGCCGAUUUCAUCCGCCUCCUCAACGAGCGCCAAGCCCAACUACCGAGACGCGGCGUCGUGCAUAGUUUCACGGGCACGCUGGAGGAGAUGCGGGAGUUGGUGCGGGAAGGCUGGUAUAUCGGUGUCAACGGGUGCUCGCUGAAAACGCCGGAGAAUCUAGAGGUCGUGAGAGCUAUUCCGCUGGAUAAACUCAUGCUCGAGACUGAUGGCCCGUGGUGUGAGAUCAGGGCUAGUCAUGCGAGUGCGGGGUUUGCAAAGGGGUACGUGGAGGGUGUGAAAUGGGUCAAGAAGGAGAAGUGGGUUGAGGGUGCACUAGUCAAGGGGAGGAAUGAGCCCUGUUUGAUUGGGAAGGUUGCGUGGGCUGUUGCGGGCAUUAGGGGCUGUAGUGUUGAGGAGCUGACAGAGGCUGCGUGGGAGAAUACGGUCAGGGUUUUUGGUCUUGGCGAGGUAUCGUGA